AUGUCUUGGAUUCCUCAGCAACCAGGGCUGCAGGAAAUCUUGCAGACGAUUCAUGAUUCGACUGAUACAUCGAACAACCAGACCCAGCGCAAUAUAACUCACAAAUUGAACAGUUUCACGCAUGCGCCGGAUUAUAUCGCGUAUCUUGCCUACAUCCUCGCGUCACUGCCGCAAGAGGAGGACCGGAUCCGCACCAUUGCCGGCUAUUUGCUCAAGAACAAUGCCCGCCUUAUUCUCCGUUCGUCGCCAGAGGUUAUCUCGUUUGUCAAGGCGGCAAUUUUGCAGGCGUUCGGGGAUCCUUCUGUCAUGAUUCGGAAUACGGCUGGGCAAGACAUUGUUGCCUUCCUCGGUAUUCUUGAACCAAGAAACUGGCCGGAGUGUUUGCAGCAACUGGUGAACAACCUUGAUCUGCCGGAUAUGGAUCAGCAAGAGGCGGCCUUCAAUGUUUUGGAGAAAGCAUGUGAAGAUUACCCUCGCAAGUUGGAUGUCGAAAUUAGCGGGACAUGGCCCCUGGAGUACAUGAUCCCGAAAUUUCUGAUGCUCUCGGAACAUCCACGCUCCAAAAUGCGUGCACACGCGAUCGCGUGUUUGUCAUAUUUCGUCCCGAUCAAUUGCCAGUCGCUAUUCGCCCACAUCGAUACAUUCAUCGCGUGCUUGUUCAAACGAGCAUCGGACGAGGACCCUUCCGUGCGACGCCACGUUUGCCAGGCGCUAGUGUUACUUCUAGCAUCGCGCCCGGAAAAGCUGAUGCCCGAGAUGGCGAAUGUCGCGGAAUAUAUGCUCUAUUCGACAAAGGACAAGAACGAGAAUGUUGCACUGGAGGCGUGCGAGUUCUGGUUAACUUUCGCGGAGGAUCCUGAACUUGCGCCAUACCUUCUCCCGCUUUUAAGCAAGGUGGCGCCGGUGCUAUUGGAUUGCAUGGUGUAUGGCGAGGACGAUUUACUCUGGCUUGAGGGUGAUGCGGAAGAUGCGGCCGUACCAGACAAAGAAACGGACAUCAAACCGCGACAUUACGGGGGGAAGAGUCAUGGUUUCGAACGUGAGGGAAUUGAGGCUGAUGGGUCGAAGCCCCGAGUCGGCGCGUACGGGGAGGAACUAGAAGAUGACGACGACGAGAGUUUCGAUGACAUGGAUGACGAUGAGUUCGCAGACGAGAUGUCGACCGAGUGGAAUCUGAGAAAAUGCGCCGCUGCCGCGUUAGACGUUCUUGCGGUCCGAUUCGGGGCGGAUCUGCUCAAUGUGCUUCUUGAAUCCCUCAAGAUCAAACUCUGGAGUGAUGAUUGGCUUCAAAGAGAAAGUGGCAUCUUGGCUUUGGGCGCAAUGGCUGAAGGCUGCAUUGAUGCUGUCGAGCCACAUCUACCAACACUUAUUCCUUAUCUUGUCAACAUGUUGAAUGAUCCGAAGCCUCUUGUUCGAUCGAUCACAUGCUGGACCUUGGGUCGAUAUGCGAGUUGGUGUACACAAUCGUAUGGUGACGAUCACCGGAAUCAAUUCUUCAUUCCCACUUUGGAAGGACUUCUGCGCAUGGUGCUCGACAAUAACAAGCGGGUACAGGAAGCAGGAUGUAGUGCAUUCGCGACCCUGGAGGAAGAUGCCGGAGCCGAACUUGCACCGUUCUUGGAACCGGUACUCCGCAACCUGGUAUUCGCGUUCGACAAGUACCAGCAUAAGAACAUGCUCAUUCUAUAUGAUGCAAUUGGUACCUUAGCUGAUGCCGUAGGCGUGGCGCUUCAAAACCCGGCAUAUGUGGAGAUUCUCAUGCCCCCUCUCAUAAAGAAAUGGGGCAAGCUGAAGGACGACGACGAAGACUUGGUCCCUUUACUCGAGUGUCUUGCUUCGGUCACUAUCGCCAUGGGACCUUCGUUCCUUCCCUAUGCCAGUCCAAUCUUUGAUCGGUGCACCAAUCUCGUACACAACGCUCUCCUACAGUAUCAGGCAUUCCAGCAGAAUCCUGACAUGGAUGAACCUGACAAGUCAUUCCUCGUCGUAGCUCUUGAUCUCCUGUCAGGCCUAACUCAAGGCCUUGGGAUAGCGCUCGAACCGUCAAUUACCAACUGUCAACCGAACCUUCUGUCAUUACUAACUGUUUGUCUCAAGCACCCUCAAGCACCAGUCCGACAAUCUGCGUACGCGCUCGUUGGCGAUAUGGCGAUGAACUGCUUCCCUUUGUUGCGCCCUCACAUGACCGCGGUCAUGCAGGAACUCAUUGAGCAGCUCGAUCCUGAACCCAAAGUUGAAUUUGUGAGUGCAUGCAACAAUGCAGCUUGGUCUGUGGGAGAGGUCGCGUUGCGUUAUGGACGAGGUGAGCGGCUUGCCCAACGGCUCUUCCUGUUGUGGUUGUCUAAUGUGGAUGUAGAUGAACCUGAAUUCCAGCGCUGGGUGAACCCGUUGAUAUCCCGACUCGUCCCUAUACUCCUCCAUCCCAAGGCGCCUCGUAGUUUGCAUGAAAAUGCCGCGGUAUCAAUAGGACGCAUUGGCUUAAUGCAUCCUGCUAUGGUCGCACCACUCUUGCCAGAAUUCGCUCAGGCAUGGUGUCAGGCUCUGUACGAGAUCCGAGAUAACGAGGAGAAGGAUUCUGCAUUCCGUGGUCUCUGCACGCUAGUUCAGACCAACCCUGCGGGUAUCAUGAAGAGCCUCCUGUGGUUCUGCAAUGCCAUCGUUCGAUGGAAUCACCCUUCACCGGAGCUCAACUCAAUGUUUCAGCAGCUUCUCAACGGGUUCAAGCAACAUGACACGGUUGGAUGGGCAGCCCAAGUUGCAACCUUCCCACCAACUAUCCAGGAACGGUUGGCACAACGAUACGGUGUAUAG
Messenger RNA from Fibroporia radiculosa, 2811 nucleotides. RefSeq lists its product as uncharacterized. The transcript has 8 exons. Bases 1 to 2811 code for a protein of 936 amino acids. Gene Ontology annotation, cellular component: cytoplasm; nucleus. NCBI's taxonomy places the organism in Eukaryota, Fungi, Basidiomycota, Agaricomycetes, Polyporales, Fibroporiaceae. The record is from RefSeq and is a predicted model, not a curated record. Gene Ontology annotation, molecular function: nuclear import signal receptor activity. Gene Ontology annotation, biological process: protein import into nucleus.